Molecule: messenger RNA, 873 nt
Organism: Cavia porcellus (domestic guinea pig)
Lineage: Eukaryota; Metazoa; Chordata; Mammalia; Rodentia; Caviidae
Product: cyclin-Y-like protein 1
Exons: 7
Coding region: 1-873 (290 amino acids)
Biological process (GO): regulation of protein kinase activity; regulation of canonical Wnt signaling pathway
Cellular component (GO): plasma membrane
Molecular function (GO): cyclin-dependent protein serine/threonine kinase activator activity
Source: RefSeq, a predicted model, not a curated record
AUGGGGAACAUUCUGACCUGUUGCGUGGCCCCCAAUUGUGGCCAGCGCAAACGCAAAGGGUCAGUGGAGUCAGACUGCGAUUCUGAGGUCUAUGGAGAUGCGGGGCCACAAGUAACUGCUCCCCGCAAGACCAAGAAGUUUUCAAAGGGAGCCAGGGAUGGCCACCACCGGGAAUAUAUCCAUUACUGGAAGAUGCCCAAAGAAGGAGCUUCAAAAUUAAACCCUUCUGAUGAUCCAAAAAUAGGCACAAUUUUCCUGAGCAAAUCUCAAACAUAUGUGCAUGACCAGAGGAACAACACCCAUCUCAAGCAUGAAGAGAAGCUUCCAGAGGACUACUUUCAGCAUGACCCUGAACAUGAAUGUAUUUACAGAUUUGUUGCUAUUAUUUUUAAUGCCAUAUGGAUACCAACUGAAUGCGCAAUAAUGACUUUGGUUUACUUAGAAAGGUUGAUGUCAUAUGCUAAGAUUGACCUCUGUCCUACCAACUGGAAAAGGAUUGUCUUGGGAGCCAUUCUUCUUGCCUUCAAGGUUUGGCAUGAUAAGGCUGUGUGGAACAUACACUUCUGCCAGAUCCUCAAGAACCUUGCACUCCAAGACAUAAAUCAACUGGAAAGGCAUUACUUGUGUCUGCUUGAGUUUAAUGUUAAUGUGUCUGCGAGCACUUAUGCCAAAUACUACUUUGAUCUUCGCUCUUUAGCAGAUCACAGCAACAUGUACUUUGUGUCUGCACCUCUCACCAAAGAAAGAGCACAGAAACUAGAAGCGAUGUCAAGAUACUGUGAGGAUGGAGGCUUGUACAGAGGUGAAAUCAGAAAAUCUUCCAGUGAUGACAGCUUCACUGGAAUUCGACUCUCUAAAGCCAUCCUGUCCUAA